Molecule: messenger RNA, 1849 nt
Organism: Mytilus californianus (California mussel)
Lineage: Eukaryota; Metazoa; Mollusca; Bivalvia; Mytilida; Mytilidae
Product: galactoside alpha-(1,2)-fucosyltransferase 1-like
Exons: 4
Coding region: 43-1074 (343 amino acids)
Biological process (GO): carbohydrate metabolic process
Cellular component (GO): membrane
Molecular function (GO): galactoside 2-alpha-L-fucosyltransferase activity
Source: RefSeq, a predicted model, not a curated record
AUAAACAAUUCAAAAUAAGGAAUAAAACACGAUUUGCAAACAAUGACAGAAAAGACAAAACAGUUUAAAUAUUUAGCUCAAUGUGGCCUGAUACUAUUUUUAUUUUUCUGUAUACUCAGCUUGACUGAUACAAUUUCAUCAAUGUCAUUAAAAAGAAGAAAGAAAACAGAAACGAGUUCACACGUGCCUUUAUACACAGAAUCGCCAGUAACAAGACAUUAUAACAGCUUGAUCGAAAAAAGGAAGGGUUCAAUAUGUCCUAUCUUGCAAGGUGGACUCGGUAAUAGAUUGUUUCAAUUCUCUACUGCGUUUGCUGCUGCAAGGUAUAAGAAUAUGGAUCUCAUUAUACCCUCUGAUGCUGAAAUCAGCAAAGUUUUUGAAAUUAAUGAGACAUUCAAUGAAGCCAAAGAAGUGUGUAAAGGGUUUCGAAAAGUUUUAGAUAAAGCUUCUCUAACAUUCCAUAAAAACUUAAUGAACUUUAGCUCAACUGAUAAUAUUCAACUUGGAUAUGGCCUUCAGUCAUGGAAAUAUUUUUAUAUGUAUGAUAAACAGCUUAAGAUGCAAUUAACAUUUAGAAAACAUAUAAAGAAAAAAGCAAAACAGACGAUCGAUAAAAUACUACAACGACAUAAUAUUAAGUCUCGCAAGAGUGUUAAUUUGGUGGGUGUUCAUAUAAGGCGAGGGGAUAGAGUUGGUAAUCAUGAUGGGUUGAACAUCGCUACACCAGAGUAUUUAAGCAGAUCUGUUAACUAUUACACUCAAAAAUAUGAAGCUGUUUUAUUUUUAGUUAUAUCAGAUGGGAUGUCAUGGUCUAAAGAAAAUAUGCCAUCUCAUGCCCCAGUAGAAUAUAUAUCAUUGGGUAAAAGAGAACUUGAUAUGGCAACUGUAGUUGCCUGUGACCACACAAUCAUGACAAUAGGAACGUUUGGCUGGUGGAUCGGCUUCCUAACAGGUGGAGACGUGGUAUACGUGAAGGAUGCAGCAGCAAAGGGUUCACGAUUUGAAAGAAUACUAAAUUUUGAAGAUCAUUACUAUCCUCACUGGAAGUCGAUCGUCAAGUCGUCUAUUUAUUAGGUUGAAGAAGUAAAAUGGCGUCCACGUAUGGCACUGGAUCCCGAUUUUGUUGUUUUCAAAGACAUCCAAUCGUUCUACCUCAGGAAUAGAUUACCUUAACUGUAUUUGGCAAAACUUUUAGGAAUUUUUGGUCCUCAAUGCUCUUCAACUUCGUACUUUAUUUUGCCUUUUUAACUUUGUUUGAUUCGAGCGUCACUGAUGAGUCUUUCGUAGACGAAACGCGCGUGUGGCGCAAAUUCAAAAUUUCAAUUCUGGUACCUAUAAUGAGUAUAUUUAUGAACCGCAUGUGGCGUCGAAAGUAGCACUUCGUCGCCCACUGCAAGCUCAUUUGGUAACGGCCACGUGUAAACUUACAAAACAACAAAUUCUCAUGCGAUGAAUGUGGUAAACUUUUUGAUGUUCCUUGUACUCAUGUAAUACUAUCAUGUGACUAUACAGCUGAUGCUCGAGAUAGAUUUUGGAGCAGCAUUAUAGACAUAACCCCGAUUACAUUUAGUGUUCACCUAGUAAAUAUGACUGACAAUAAAUUGCUAAGUUGCAUUCUUGCCUGUGACACGGAUUUUGAUUUAGAGAAUAAGGAACGUGGGCCGUUUAACUUAGUGUGUGUAAGUUUUAUCUAAAGAUCUUGUGAACUGUUACAGAACUGAAACUGCUAGCAAACCAACUAUAUUAAAACCUUUUAAGAACAUAUUUUAUCGAUUGUACUUUUCGUCGUGAUCCCGUUGACAAUAUCACCGUCGUAAGUAACUUACUCUGUGUAAUCAUAACUCAGUGU